AGUUGUUGAAACCCUUAGCCUAAGGAUACGAGCUGAGACACCAAACUCUCCUGAUCCACAGAGAAAGGACUCCGAGAGAGAGCAUCUUUGCAUCACAGACGCAGGUAAGGAGGAAACCCAAGUUUGACUUUUUUCCAUGUGAGCGUGAGCCAACCUGAGAAAAGAGAAGACACUUGUUCAUAGAUGAGGAAACUGUUAAUUAGGAAGGGACUUGUUGUCUCUUGUAUGCACAAACCAGAGAGUAAUAGAUCCUCGGAGAAUACUGCUGCAUGUGGACAACCUUUAUCGUCCUUCUACAUCAGCUCUGACAUUAGUGAUGAAUCUGUUUCUGGGUCUGUGGUUUCUGAUUCUGACCUCAGGUGAGUCUAGAGUAAUCACUUUCCCCCCAAUUACCUUGUUUGUCUACGUGCGACUCCAAAAGGGACCGUACUCACCCUCAGCAGUCCCCACAUCGCACCUGAUUACUACUUAAUUAACUCGAGAGAAAGUCCCAGACUGUGCAGAAAAGCAGCUUCCUCACUCAGCUGCACUUGAGGAGUAUCUUGACUUUGAUGUAACACAAGCAGGGCAUGCGCUGUUAAUCAGAUCUCUUAGAUGUAAGAGAAAUGAUUCGAUAAAAGCUGUAAUAAUGCAUUUUAGAGACAAGAGUUUUCUAUGAUGUGCACUGUACAAGAUCCUGAUCGUGCGGUAUUGAAUGUCUGCUCAAAAACAUCACACAGAGCUUUGUCAGAGCUGUUUUAUCCUCAGUGUUGACCUGAAACAAGAGGGAGAAACGCCGGAGAAGUGAAUCAGUUAGCGCUGUUAUUAUGCUAAGCACAUGAUAAUGAUGAUUUUGAUGAUAAUGGUAAUGAAUGUGCAUAAUCUGUUCCCAUUACCAGUAAAGAGGAUACUCGCUUAGACAGGGGAGAAAAUGGGUAGUUAAUGUGCCAUUCAUAGACGAAUUACUCCACACUGGGGGAUGUUUUAGGGAGAGUAUGAAACGUGUUUACAGGACGGUGUCGAACAGAGAAUUUACAAAUAUUUCCUCAAUGUAAGUUAAGUGUUUUUGCUGUCUGUCGGAGGCGUUUUUUAGAGCUCCCAAUAUAUCUCAUUGUUGUUCAUGAGGCCUCUAUUCAUAAAAAAAGGAGAGUCCAUAAAACUAAUCCCAUUUUUCGUCCUACUGGUCCUCCGAAUCUUGCAUCACGUUAUUGGCAAGAAUGUCGGGAUUUCAUUUUCAAUCAUUUUACAGAGAAAACAGAUUUUUUUUUCUUCGUUACAUCAUGUGCUGUCUGUGUUCAAUAAGCUCCAAACAUCCUUUAAUGACUGCUGAUCACCACACUAUUGUUAAUUCGGUUCCAGCAUUAAGAGGAUUUUUGCUCGUGGUGUUUUUUAAAUAUCCAAACUGAUAUUCCCGUAUCUGCUGCUCUCCUCCUCACAUUCAGCAUCGCUGCCCUCACCUUGAUAAAAGUGGGUAGCUUGUCUGGCUGUGCUAGAUUGCAUUCCUCUGGCUCUAUGUCCAAUGGAUUAGUGCAGGUGUCAACGCAGCUUAACAGCAACCAGAUCAACGAUGGCACCAUGUCAGCUGACGAACACUCUGCAGAUUUUCAGCUGUACGGUGACGCGCCGAUGACAUUUAACACUGCAGGACUGAGUCUGUCUUUCAGGGUGAUGAUGUCCUUUUUUUGUUUUAAGAAGUGGAGAUUCAGGAUUUGUUGAGCUUUUCAUUUCGUCUAUUUGAGAUGAACUUUUUCUGUCUCUUUCGCUUCAAGCACUUUUUCUUUAAUCUCACACAUUGUCCAACCUUUUUUAAGCGUCUCUCACAGACUCCCACACACUAUGACAGUUUAUCUGCUCAGUGUGCUCCCAUCCAAGUUGUAUACUGCACUUAUAAAAUCUAAGUUUUUGUGGCUAUUAACACAGUUUUAUGAGGACUAAAUGAGAUGAUUGUUGGGUGUGAUUUCUCCCCCUUGAAGGACGUAUCUGAUGAUUGCAGAGGAGAUGUAACCCAGUCGAGUCUACGCCCUCAGGUGCAAAUCUGCUCCAAAUUAAAAGAAACCCUACGAGUACAAAUGAUGGAAACAAUAGUAAUGAUAUGCUCAGUUGAUCUGAUAUCAUGGUGCCUCAAAAUGAACUAAGAACAAUCACAUCUCAAACUAAUAUUUGCACUAAUGUGUAUGCGAGUGUUAUAGCCUUGGCGGGAUGCGAUGGAGAUAAAAAAGACUGCGCUCUACACGCUACAGAAGAUAAGAUUUCCUAAAGGCACAUCCGGAAUAAUGAUUCUUCCAGCAGAUAUAAUAACAAUAUGACUGAGACAAUUUAAGAGAUAGAGGAGAUAAAAAGUUUCUCCACUCGGGCUGAUUGCACUUCUUUUUCAUCUCCGUAACACGCCUGAAUUUAUGCAGUCUAAUGUAAAACUUAAAGCUCUUUACUUUUGGUCUUUUUUCCUGUUAUCGUAGGACAAUCACUAAAUUAAAUACAGAAGCAGGUUAAAGGUACACUCCACCCUCCCUUAGACUAGACACUUCAGGACUCUUCCUCUGUCUGCGGCCUCUGUGCAAGAGGAUCCUCUCGGUCUUCUAAGGUCUAAAGGCUUUUGGAGGAGUUUCUGGUUAUUUGUGUUGUGGUCAAAUUUGCUGUUUUUCUCAGUGGUAUUGUGUGAUUCUUCUGCUUUUCAUGUGGGUCAGUUUGGGUUUAGUCAAGGCCAGAGAAACGACUGGUAUUUAAAAUGAUAAAAUAAUGCUUUGUUUUGCUCCUCUCAGCUUCUGCAAAUUAGGGAUUCACCAAUUCAAACAUAUCUCUCCAAAUCUAUGAAAUAAUCAUAAAUGUUUCUUACUGUCAGACUAAUUCCAGGCAGGUAGAUGUUUUGUACUUCAUGACAGACGAUGUACUGGUGUGUUUUUAUAGUUCGCCUUUUUACUAAAGUUUUGAAAACCAGUACUCUUAAUUUCCAAGAAAACACAUCUAAAGGCCUCGAGGUAUCUUCAAAUAAAAUAUGCAAACCUUUUACAGCCAAAGAAGUGGAACAAGCUGGAAAAAUCAAUCUGGAAUCACCAAAGCAGCAGCCAUCGCUGCUUGUUAAGCUCUUAAUAACUGACAGAGACUCUACGUUUUCAUUAAACCUGUCAGGUGUUCUGACACCUGGAUUUUGGCAGCUGGGCGUCCAGAUAAAUACGAGCAGAGAGUAUAAAAUAAGAUCCUCCAACAGCCGAUAAAAUUUAUUUUGUUGGGAAUAAAUUGAGAACAGAGUUGCAGAGAAGGUGGUCGUCUAUGACUGAGACAGAACCAGGUGUUUUAUUAUUGGUUUACCUGCCAGGACACUUAACAAUAAGUAAAUAUAACUCAGGUUAAAAUUGAGGCAGUUUAAGUUUCUUUCUAAUCAUUUUGUUGAGAGUUACACAGGGGUGGAGCUAGGGGGGUUGCUGAUUGGCUGCCCCAGUUGCCGCCCUGAAAUUCUAAACCAUGAUUGGUUAAAUGUCUCAUCAAAGGCGAUUUCUUUGAAUUUCAGUGUGGAACUUUUUCUGUUGGUUUCUUGGUGAUUGUUUUUAAAGGGUGACUUUGGAGAAACAUAUUUUUGUCUCCUUAAAGGUUUAUUUAAUGACACUCUAUUGAGUUAUCGGUAACACUUUCUUUUUACAGUACACUUAUUACCAGGUAAUUAACAGGUAAUUACCUAGUGACAACAUGAAAUUAUCUGGUAAUUACAUGAUAACUACCAAGUCAAUACUGUCUAACUACCAGGUAGGUAACCUUCCAUCAUCAUACAAAUUUGAAGCCGAAUUGCUCUGGUAUUUCCAGGAUUUUCUCUGUUUCCUGGAACCAGCACUUGCGCAGUAGCAUUGUACGCAUUCGGCGGGUGAGUCGCUGUGAUAAUGCUCGGCUCAAACAGCGUAUCGCUACGCAAUCUUCGCACGCCCAUAGGCUGUAUCAAGUGUCAAUCAUAGAAAAUAAGAACCCCAAAUAGCUUUUGAAAAUGGAGCUGCACAGAAAAAAGAAAAAAAGAAAAACAAGACAGUAUUGACUCUGUAGUUAUCAUGUAAUUACCAGAUAAUUUCAUGUUGUUAUAAGGUAAUUACGUGAUAUUAACCCGGUAAUAAGUGUACCGUAAAAGAAAGCGUUACUGAGUUAUCUUAUGACAUUAAAAUCUUUUAAAGUAGAAGUUAAACUCAAUGUGACUUUCCUAACCGUUUAUGUUUAUUCCAAUUGGCCACCCCUCUCUAAAGCCUCUACUUGAGUCUGGCCACCCCGAUCUAAAAAUCCUGUCUCCGCCACUGCAGAUUCAAAGAGUUAAAGCCGAUUUGCCUUUAAUGGAGCGGCUGUGGCUUCGAGGUUGGGAUGUUAGUCGUUCAGUUGCACCGUUGGUGGUUUGACCCGAGCUCCUGUAGUCGCGUACUGAAAUGGGAAUAGGCAGGACACUUAACCCCAAACUGCUCCCAUAAAUUAGUAAAGUUGUGGUAGUGUAAAAGUGCUUUCAGUGGUUUGAAAGAUUAGAAACAUACAACAUAAGAACAAGUCCAUUCAGCAUGUUAGUAUUGCUGUAAAAACUAGGGAAAGUAAAUGAUUUAUUUUAAAAACUUAAAAAAGUCCACAUAUCUAACUCUUUUGAACUACAUACUAAUUAUAAGAAAACAUAAGUCCUCAUCAUUAUUAUCUCUGUUAAGAUGCUAAUCUUAAUUUCUAACAGCUUGACUCCAUCUACUUUAAUUGAUAGAUAUCAUUCCUCCCCCGUUUGUCAACUUCAUUAUUAUGAAUGCUAUUAGACCUGUUCACUUUAGCAGCCAUAAAUAUCAGGAGCAGGCACUUUUCAUUAAUUCACUUCCUACGUAAUAGUCUGUACCUGUCUCUCUACUCCUCUCUGAGAUCCCUAUAGUGUCAGGGCAGAUGGUUAGUCAACACAAAUCUGGUUCUGGUCAAGGUUUCUGCCUGUUGACAGAAAGAUUUCUCAAGGUCACAGUAAAAUAAGAUAAAACAAAGUCUGGAAACAAAACUUAUCUUAUCGUUAAAGUCAAAAAUAGAUCGAAACACCUUUUAUUUUCAUGCCUACAACAAAAGUAAGUUUGUUUUUUGUAUUUAGAGUUUUAUUUCUAACUUUUUGAAACAUCAAUCCUUCAGCUCUCGUUUAUUAAGAAAGUGAAGACAAGCAAAUUAAUCCCAUUUACAGAAAAAUCUAUUAACUUUUUAACUGUAUUGUAAGUUCUUUAACAUCUUCUCUCCUUUACUUUUAUAUUAAACCUGAUUUAUCAACCAAUUAUCACAUUUUCAACAAGCUAUUAGAAAAUCUAAGGUGAUAAAACACCAUGAAUCUCAUCAGGUUAUAAAGAAAUAAUUAAGUGUCAUUAAUGGCCCAUGAGAUGUAGUAUGUAGAAUGAGAGUUUGAGUGAUUUCACGUCCUAUUAAGUGGCAUCCUUAUGUCAUCCAUCUUUAGUGGCUCCUAGCUCAGGCUGGGUCUUAAUGAAGCGGUGUUAAGAUCUCCAGACUUCAAGAGGAAACUAAAAACCUCUGCGAUACGUCGUCGAAGAUCUAAAAUCUUGUCUGUAAUUCACCGAUGUGGAAAUGGAGAAGAGGAAACAGUGGAAGAUAAGUGGAGGGAGACGAAAAGGAGGACGGAGCAACAAGAAGAGAAAGUGGCCGCAUAAGAGGGAGCAAGAAGAAAACAGAGAGGCAGAGACGGAGCGAGACCCUCGGGUUAUCUAUGCAUUAGCAGACGCUUUUGUAUUUUUCAGCUUCAUGCAGGCGCUAAUGGAUGAGAUAGAGUGAGUCAGAGCUUUGUCAGAGAUGGACAUGGAGCUUUUCUUCUCCUCGACUCACACUCAUGACACCUUGGCCCCUUCUCCAUCCGUCAUUAGAGCUGCUAAUGCUAAUUUAUCUCUCUGUUGGCGUACUUUGUGACUUUGUGUAAGGUGCGCACAGAAAGCUCAGACCCCUUUAUCAGCUUUGGCGAAACACAAUAGAUUUUUUUCUUGAGGCCUUCCCAUCACCUCUGUCGCUUAAUUUGUACUUUUCUUUAACUUGGCAAAAACAUCACCCACACCCCCUGAAAAAAACAUUUUGUACAACCCUCCUUUUCAUGCAGUAGUUCAACGCUCUUUGGUAUUUUCGACUCGUAAAAUAAUUUAGAAAACAUGAAUCAGAUGCAUGAGACAGGGAUCCAUUUAUAGAAGUUCUGAUGUCUUCCUGUUUGAUUGAAAGGACAGGAACAUUUGAAAGAUUUUCAGGGUCUUAGUUAACUCUAAUGGAACCACAAGCAAUAUAUUUGUUUUGGAAAGACCUGGGUAAAAGCAUUCAUUUGUGCAAGAUGGAAAAGGCUCAUUCAAAGAAAAAGGGACAUCGGGCCCCUCGCCACAAUCCAUUUUCUUUAUGCUUUCAUACCAGCAUCACUUCAAGGGGCAAGGUUGUUUAUCUGAGCGGAUGAUGAUUUAUUUUUAAAUGAAACUUCCUGUAAUAGGUUCACAGGCUCCUGCUGGAUGAAUCCUUUUGGUUCCCGGAGAGAGAAACCUUCCUGUUCUCGGUAUUUAAUCUGUGUGCAGAACAUCGUAUAUCAGCAACCUGCGCCUGGUCGAGCGCCUACUAUUAAUUAUACAAAUGAUUUCAAAAUAUUUACAGGAAAAAGAUGGUUCAAAAGAGCAGGGAGGAAUGUGUAGGGAAACACUUUACAAUUUAUCAAGUAACAGCGGAGUGGAAGAACUUCCUUUAACAGGUAGAAACCUUGAGCAGGACCAGAACCUGCAGCCCACCUGCGGUUAAUCAGACUUAAACAAACCAAACAAUUUUGACCCAGUGUUUAACCCACUUUGGUUAUUAACCUUGUUGGCUUGCAUGUACUUUUUAUCAGAUUUCUGACAGUUAAACUUGAGCCUGUUCCCUGCAUAUUGCAUAGGCUGCUCUUGCUUGCAAAGACUUUGCAAUCUUUGAAAGUGAAAUGCAUAUUUUCGUUUCUCUUCUUAAGGCAUCCUGGAAAGAUUUGUUGCAGGAAAAGACAACACAUGAAUGCAUAUGCAAGUGAAUUUGAAGCAGGCUUCUCUAGACUGGAUUUAUUAAACCCUAACCCUGAUGAAAUCAAACAAAAACAGCAUUUAUCAAUAUAUAAGCUAAAGUCCUCCAAAUCUAGGGUGACCAUAUUCCGACUUCCCAAAAAGACUACAUGACUAUGGGGGCAGAGUCGCAGAGUCACGGAGUCGCACAAAGUUAAUUUUGAGAGUUUUUCAGGUCGGAUCGAGUGUCUUUUAACUCAGAAAGUCCAUGUGACACAAACUUGAAACUUACAUACAAAACCGUGGACAUUUGAAGGAUUGAAAAACUUCCCCGGACAAAGCCGAACAGCCCCCCAAAAAGAGGACAUGUCUGGGUAAAAAAGGACGUAUGGUCACCCUAUCCAAAUCUUAAAGCAGUCAGUGCCUGUACAAGUCCCUGCUCAGUUGUGACGCCUUGACUCCAAGCUCUGGUCUUGGGUCCAACAACAUAGCUGUCAAUGCUAACGCUGUGCUGCUAACUUUCAUAACUUGAUGUAUUUGGUGACUCAUGAGGAAAUCAGAGUUUGAGAGAAGUAACUCGGUCAGCGUCAGCCGAGUGCUUUUCAUUUGUACUUCUCAAGAACCGAGCUUUGCUCGCUAUUGAGCAAAAUUCUUCUACCCUUGAUUUCAUCACAAGGAAAAGUUAUAAACCUUAACCUUCUCUGCUCUUGAGUAAACGUUGGUCAAUUAAAGGUGCACUCCGGCAAUUUAGUGCUGCGCUUCCUCUCACAAAAGAUGGAUUAAAAGGGAACCGUCAGAAUUGAAGAUAUUUGGACUCUUGCUCUGUAUUGAAGCUUCAAAAACAAUCGAUCCUACACUUAAUGCAACCAAACGUCACCUUUCAUUAAAACCUCCUCUCUCUGUCUCGGCGAUAACCACGGCAACAUCAUCAAACUUUAAAAGCUUCCCUAAAGUCACAGAGAUGUUACAGAGUCACUUUCACAGGCUGACGGAUUCACUUUGUAAUGAGUACAAAUAAUCAAAUGCUUUAAAACAACUUUUAAAAUCGACUUGUAGUGGUUACAUGUCUUUGAGAAGAGAAUGCCUCUGGAUUCAUCAAUCAAUUAAUCAAUACUUAUUUAUAUAGCAUCAAUUCACACCCUCUAUGUACAAAGACCAAGUGUGACGAUUGGAUCAGAUUGAGCUCCGUCUGAGUACACAUAAGUGAAAUCAAAUAAGUGAAACACUUUACAGCAUUUAUGAAGUUACAGAAGAAAAUAAGAACUUCCUUUAACAGGCAGAAACCUCAAACAGAACCAGACUGACGUUAGACAGUCAUCUGCUGAGACUGAGAGAGGGGAGAGAUGGACAUCUGCAGCAGCAAAUCCAUUGUAGUACACAUCAUCUCCUGUACUUGGUGCAGUUUUUACAGAGGUGUGUUUGACACUGCAGCUCAAACGGUUGUUUUCACAGCACAUUCUGGCUAAAACAAACUUUAAAUGUUGUGAAAUCACGGCUCGGGGUUCAUUAAUUGUGAGUACAGGGUCAAGCGUGCGGUGUCGCGUGAGCUCAAGAGGUGUGCAAUCAAAACAGAUAAAUGAGCAUUGUGGAAGAGCAGCCACUCGAAACCUCACUAUGUCAACAAGUUGAGCUACACGGAUCAUUGUAAUCACCGUUCUGUUCUCUCUAUACAAACACCUAGAAGCUGCAGAUCGAUGGCAUCGUAGCCCAUUAACACUUAAUAUCCUUGUCAAUUGUUCACGCCAGCAAUAAUGGCUUCUAUUCAGCAGAGAGGAGGCAGAUGGCGAUGUCUUGAUAACAUGUUUGCGGAGUCUUUAGAAGCUGCUCUCCUGCCUGUUCAUCCAAAGACACACGCAGAUCCGUGAAUCUCUGUUUGACAAAUCCAAUAAAGAGGAAGGUAGAAAUGCUGAAAGCCUGUUUUAUGAAACUCAGAUUAAAAUUCAGAAACUUUAUGAGAUUAUUUAAGUUGUGUGCAGAGCGCUGAUAAUACGCUGAACUGGAGAUGUCAGCUAAAAGCCCAAACAACAUUAUUCCAUGAUUCACUGAGUGUGUGGAGGAACCAAACCAACAUCUAUUGAUUAUAAUAAUAGAUUAUAACAUUGUGAAACAUUGUUCAUUAGUGUUAUUCAAAAGGAUAAAGCAGACAGUGAGCCUAAAAAGGCUUCAAAUAUGUGAAAGCCUCAUCUUUGUGGUGCUGGAGUGUAUCCAGGGCCACUACCAUCACUGUGCCGGUUUACUCAUUUGUUCAACCAACUAAGUAGAGACCACUCUAGGGGGAACAUGAAAACAUCCAAAUGGCUUCGUCAGCAUGCUGGCAAAUGAUCAUUACACAAAACAUCUCAGCAAGGCAAACAAACAUGUUGCUUUAAUGAUUUCCCAUAGAGCCAUUUAUGUAUUUUUAAAAGAGCCGGAGUCACACACGACCUGUUUCAUCUGCUAUUGACUAAGAGCGGUAAUGUGCUCAAGUGGAAAUGGUCACAACGUCCAUUUUUUUCUCGUUUGUUUUUUACUUCAGUGAACUCAUCAAUACAACAUCCAGUCCGUGACUUGUUCACAUUCUGUUUUUCCACUUUUGUUUACAUGGAGUCUUAAUUAUGGGACUGAGUGGCUGCAGCUUUCAGUACUCAUCGCAAUUUGAGGCGUCGUGAGCACAUUCUGUGAGCGAUUAUUAUCACUGGGAAUGUCAAAACAGGUCACAAAACAGCCUUUUUAAUUCCGUGAAUUCAAAGUAAAUUUGCAUCUAAACUCUGAUGUUUUCUUGGAAAACUGACCUGGUAAAUCCAUCCUGAACCCCCUCCACUCCACCUACCUGUGGCAUUCUAGAACCCUUUGAAGAAGCGUUCCAGUACCCUUUGAGGGAGCAUUCUAGAACCCUUUGAGGCAGCAUUUUGGAAUCCUUUGAAGGAGUGUUCUAGAACACUUUGAAGGAGCAUUCCGGAACACUUUGAGGAAGAAUUCUGGAAUCCUUUAAAGGAGCGUUCUAGUAACCUUUGAGGGAGCAUUCUAGAAUCUUCUGAAGGAGCAUUCUGGAACCCUUUAAAGAAGCAUUUUAGAACCCUUUGAGGGAGCAUUCCGGAACACUUUGAGGAGAAUUCUGGAAUCCUUUGAAGCAGCAUUUUAGAACCCUUUGAGGGAGCAUUCUAGAACCCUUUAAAGAAGCAUUCUAGAAGCCUUUGAAGGAGCAUUCUGGAACCCUUUGAAGGAGAUUUCCUGUCUGGUAUUGUCUCGAUUCGAUCAAAUCUCAUCUUGAUCUCACUGAAUUCUCAUGUGACUUUUCAAACAAGCCACUCAGCGCCCCCUGUAGUCCCAUCUGGGGACUUCUUCAACUCACAUUAACCUUGUAAUCUGAAACUUUGCUCAUGUAUAGUCCUAUCAUCCAACAUUUUCACCAUAAAAUUUGUUUUUAAAGUAUAAAAAAGGACACUACCAUCUAAUCCUAAUUGUCUGUUUUAUCAGUCAAAAAAAACCCCCUAAAAAUAUCUUAAAACUGUGUUAUUUGGCUCAAUGGGAAUAAUUUUAAAUGACCAAAAAAAGACAUUAUCUUCCUAAACUGAGUGAGUAAAUCCCUAACAAAAUAAAAGGAUGGAAGUCAAUGGUUCAUUUCAGGUGUUUUCUUGGCUUAUAGACCCGCACAGGCGAUAAAACAUGUUUCUGCAGAGGCACAGGCAAUCUGUGAUGUCCUGACUGGAUUUCUUGGUUAUCUCUCUUAUUGGAUGAUAUAUCAGUGAGUGACAAUAGAUUGGUGUCAUGGAGUGGAGGUCAAGAAACAAAUGCAGUGCACCUGAUCACAGAUUUUUGCAGCUGGUGUCGGGGACACAGAUCAUCUGGAGUUUACUCAGCCUUCAGUUAUGAUGUUUUUUUCAGCUAACACUCUCUUCAUGAUUGUAUUUACGGUAUAAAAAGAUAAAUUUCACCUCCUGAAGUCUGUCCUGGAGUUGAAACGUACAUGCUUUAUUUGGACUUAUCACUGCUCGCCUUACUAACAUCAAACAUCUGAAUGAAUCCAGCCUGAUGCACGCUGUGAACCAUUAACUUACGGACCCUGAGGCAUAGAUCAAGCCAGGGCCCAGAAUCCAGCUGAACGAGCUCUAUCAGUUAGCAGCCUACUUGUGCACUUGGAGAAAAAAUCAAUAUCCUCUCUUGUUGCUGUAGGUAUUUCUCUCUCCUCGGCUAAAUCACCCUGUACAGGCUGAACUCUGUGACUUGGUCAAGCUCAUGAUUUGAAAAUAAUACGAUGUUUCUUCACUCUGUCUUCUUUCUCAGAUCUCAAAGGCUUUACUUCUCCGAUUCUCCAACCGUUGACCCUUGUUGUAGACCUAACCCUGUGACCUGCUGGGCUCCUGUUUGUCCCCUCCUGUCUGGCUGUGCUGAGCGAUGAAGAUCCCUCUGUGGUUCCUGGUGGUGCUGCUGGCAAGUCUCUUCACCCCCGGACGCAGUGAUUGCCAGGGGGAGUGUGUGGCCUGUGGUCUGCUCUUGCAGCAGCAGCAGCAGCUGCAGCAAGCCUUCAACACCAUGGUGAGCAUGUCUGCGCGUCUGUUCCAGUCACUGUUGAUAAGAGCAACCAAUAAUGCUUAUCACUGGUGUUGUGUGUCAGUGUUGGUACAGCUGCUCCAGGCCUUCAUCGCUCUGAUAAAAGUGUGUGUGUUUGUGAUUCUCCAGGAAUGUUUUUCACUCACUGCAGCAUUUGACGGUGCUGUGUGCACUUUGGCUGCUUGUUUAUAUGCAGUUUUUAUUUGGAUUAAAUUACCUCUUAGUUUUUUUUUAUCUUGUUGAGGUUAAGGGCCAAAUUGAAAAAUAGAAAAUAGUUUUUUUUGCUGUCUUGUCCACUCAUUAUGCAAACUUAAAUAAGAUGGUUUUGUUGUCAAAAUCAGAACCAGAGGGGGGCAGACAAGUAAUUUAGCAAAACAUUUCAUCCUUUGGGCCCGAUACUAUCGCAAAGUGUCAACAUUGUUUUCUACCAAAAAGAGUCGGAACCACAAUCUGCAAAUAGCCAGACGUGCACCCAGAUUACAACGAGGGGGGUCAGGUGCAAAGGCGGUGCGUUGCUAUCUUUAGACCAUAAGUCUAGCACUUUCUCGAGAACUUAAAUCUGCAUUCCUAAGAUGGUAGGAUUGAAAACAACGUCACCAACACUACCACCAUCUCCCCCAACACUACCACCAUCUCCCCCUGGAUGACCCUUACACCUCGGCCUGAUGUGUCACCGACCUCUCUCCAGGAAACACGCAGAAAAACACACUUAUACUAUUUUUAUAGUCCUAAUCACCACCGUAUGUGGAGCCUCUAGAUAUUAAUCAAGACUGAACAGUAUCCGUUACGCACAUGUGAUCAAGCGUCUUUUAUUUGCUCUGGAAGCAAAUGAGGUGUUAGUCAUCAUUAGUCAUCGUUCAGGUGAUGAUAUCAGUGCGUUUUAGAGUCUGAAAUGAUGGAUGUAGUGAUAGGAAAUUUGGGAUGCAGAUGAAUUUUAACACCAGUAUUUUCGAGGCUAUAGUGGUCUGCGCAUGUUUUCUACGUUUCUCAAACCCCAAUGGAAGGACAUGCCAGCUUAAGCCUGGUCUAUUUGAGCAGAAAGGCUGAAAUCUGUUGUGCAAAUCACGACACAGCAGCCUGCAGGUGUGCUGAUGGAUUCAUGUUACCUUUGGAUAAUCAAGGGGCUUAUUCCGACCGUUUAGUACCCAGAUUGUGAGUCACUUAACAAACACUCUUGAAGAUCGUGUUUUAGGAUAAAAAGGUUAAAUGUUACACUCAUGUCGCCUUACCCCCCAUUGAGUUAUUUUGAAAUUGGACUUGGAUUAUUUGCAUAAGUAAUUAUCUGAAGCACCUGUGCAGAGGUUUUCUAAAUUCCAGCCUCUGCUCAGAGAAGAUGCCACAGCUCCUCAUACUCGAACCCAAACUUCACAGGAGCGCAAUUUCAUUUCCAAACAGUGAGAGGCUCGACAGCGGGUAAAAAUAGUCUGUGGGCGUCCGUGAAUAGCUGUAGGAUGGCUAAUUUAGCUGAUAAUGAUGCAGAGAAAGACAGCUGGGACCUUUUUGGGAGUUGUAAUAGAACUCUGUAAUUGACUGCUGCUCAGUAUCAUCAGCCGGGGCUUACAUCGGUGACUGACACAUUUUAUCAGCUCCUCAUUGUGUUAGCGGCUUUCCCAUUGUGCCACAGAUGGAAUCCACUGAGCAAUUCCAUUGUUUCCCGCUCCAGACUGAAAGAGUGUGUGCGGGCUGAAGGUGUAUUUUCUUGAUGUCAGGAUUCACCGAUUUAUCGGUGCACACACCUGCACUCUUAUUCACACCCAGACUUACACAUACAGCAGAUACUUUAUAGCAUUAUUCCUUCCACUGACUUCACAUUGACUGAGUAAUAUCAAUAAUAAAGGGAAAUGCCAGCUUUUGUUUACAUUUGUGCUAAUUAACUGAGCUAUGAUUGAGAUUAACAUAAUCCUGAACAGUCCCUGCGAAUGAUCCUUCUUCUGUAUAUAUGAAAUUAAAGGUUUACUCUCUUUCCUUCUGUAAGGGAGUAAAUGGAGCAUAUAUCUGUCAAAUUAAAGCACCUGUGAGGAAUUUUGUUUCGUGUCAAUUUUGCAUCAGGAUCACUUUCGCCAAACUGAUCAAUAACUUACAUGCAUUGGUUCCGUUUGGAGGUCUGGUUCUGUUCUGAGGACUCCCCGCCCUUCUGUUUUAUGUCCAUGUAUGAAAAGCCGAGACAGGGAGAGCAGCAGUCAUGGCGGUCAGUGCGUUUACAUCGCAGCUUAAUUGGACUAGGCUCAUAAUUCGUUGUUUUUUGGUGAAUCAGACUUCUUUCCUACAUGCAGCUGAGAAAAUCGAAUUAUUGACGUGAAGGUGUCCUCCUCCCCAAAACUAGGGGGCGAUAUAGGUCUCUUUGGCGGUGCUGUUACAACCGUCAACAACAAAAGCAAAUCCUGCUGGGCAUUUUCGAGCAAAAACAUGGAGCAUCGUACAGCGUUGUUUUUGUCGUACAUGAUGUACGCGCUACUUCUUCUUCUUCUUCUUCUCUGGUUAUUAUGUUCCCCGGGUUAUGGGGGCGUGGCGCACAUGCAUUGUCCAAUCAUACAGCGACUAUGUGGGUUACAUGGUAUGGAAAAUCGAAUUUCAAUCGCAUUAUCUGGGUGUCUUAAUCGGAGUUUUCUGACUGAGGUGUUUACAUGCACUUCCGUUGUCCGGUCUUAAUCAGAGUGAUGCGAUAAUGCGGUUUUCUCGAGUGUCGUAAACGUACUGACUGAGCUGUCAGCUGAUAUAGGCUGGAGUGACGAUCAGAAGCUGAACUACCACUGCGCUGACUUUUGCACCAACUGUUGUCCAUUUAAAGGUUAGCUGGUGCAGAGUCCUCAUUCUGGUUUCACUGCAGGACAUGAUGUGACUGUUUUUAACACUAAAAUUAAAGAGGAUGACCUGCUGAUGUUUCACAGCGAUUGCAUACAUCGAUGAGUAAACUGGAAAAAUUGCCCAAAAGGUCUUUAGUUUGCGUUCAAUCUGAGAUUAUUCUGUUUUAACCCAAACGCUUAAAAUCCUUUGAAGCCACAAAGACUUUAAAACCUUUUAUCCUCAUGUACAUAACACAACUUUGUGCUCUCUCUCUCUCUCGCUCUCUCUCUUUCUCUCUCUCUCUCUCUCUUCCCCACAUGUACACCUCCACACACACACACAAACACACACACACACUCAUCUGCUCUCACUCAUAAACUCCUUUAGAUUGCUCCAUUGAUCUGACGUGGAGAAUCCCCUGGUGUGCUCAUUUCAUUUACGACGGAUAAUUAAUUUCCGUUGAUAGAUUCGCAGCGGAACUCCCUUUUCUCUCGCUCCUCUGAUGUGGGCAGGUUUUCUGAUAACAGUGCAAUUUAUCUCAUUUGAGUGGGAUUUGACGAGUGAAUGGGAUUUGCUUUUUACCUCAAACUGAAGCUGAAGGCUCGUGACUGUAAAAAAAUAGAGACAGAUUCUGUGCGAAUGUCUCUACAGCCCGGCAGCUGUAGGUAAUUUUCUCAUGCGUUUACACUGGCUAAAGGAAAGGUGAUGCUCUGGGUUUUUUUUUAUACAUUCAUUCAUUUACUUAGUAGUUUUUUGUUGAAGUGAUUGCAAAACGAAAAGGUAAAAAGACUUUACAUGUACAAUAUUUAGGCUUAAAAAUUGGGGAUUCAAAUUCUUGCAAAGUGUAAAUCCUUUUCUAACUUUAGUCAAUUGAAUUCUCUACAAAGAAAAGAUAUUUAAUGUUCAAACUCCGUCCAUCCUUCUUCAGCCGCUUAUCCGCUAGUCGAGCAGCAGCCUCAAUAGGGAAUCCCAGACUUUCCUCUCUGUCCACCUCAUCUGACUCCUCUCAACCUGGAGGAGCAGCAGCUUUACUCUCACCCUCUCUCUAAGGGAGAGCCCACCCACCCUGCAGAGGAAACUCAUUUUAGCCACUUGUACUUGGAUCUUAUUCGUUCAGUUACUACCAACAGCUCAUGACCAUAGGUGAGGGUAGGAACGUAGAUCAAAUGGUUUGGACCUUUACAGCGUCCACAUCCCUGCUGAUGUUUUUGCAGAGAUUCACUUAAUGUGCAACACGGUCCUAAAAAGUUGGGUGAAGAGUUUUAUCAUCUGCAUAAUGAAUCAUAAUGAAGAUUUUCACACAUUAAAUCUAAAAGAGGUGCAGUAAUGUCAUGUAUGGUACACAAAACGAAGGAAAAGGACCCAGAAAUGCAGAACUAUCAUUAUUAUUAUUAUUAUUAUCAUUAUGAUUAUUAUUAUUGGUUGCCAUAGACAAAAGUGUUGUAGUGAAGGGGCAGUCGUAUAUAAGACUUGUCUUCUGUCUGCUCCUUUUAAUUUCACAUGAUUACACAUGAAAUAAAUAAACAUAAAAUGAAAUUAAAUUAUAACCUUUAUUUGACCAGGUUUGUCCCAUCGAGAUCCAACAUCUCUUUCGCAAGAAUGGCAGCACAUACAGUUUCAAUACAUAAUCACAUUAAUCAUAUAGAAUACUAGGAAUACAGAUAAUUGAAUUUUCAAGAUUAGUCAAACAUUUGCACUCCUGAAGUCUGGAUAUGAUGGAAUUUAUCAUGGAUUGGAAAACAUUCAGAGAUCCCAGACUUUGGAGUUUCAGGUCUGAUUGCAAGACGUUGAAGAAAAUCUAAAAGCUUUCUUCCCCAUUUACUGUUCUGACCUUAGGAACAGUACAAUGAUAAAAGUCCUAAGUCCUAACUAAGGAUUUAUUCCAGCUCAACUUAAAUUUAGUCUCAAAAUCCAAAAAGACACAAGAAACAAAAUCCAAAGAACCAAAAGCGCACUGGAAAAAAAACCACAAGGAGACAACUGGGAACACGAGCAUACGCUGACAUCGACAUACACACACAACGAACCAACCGGGACAGAGGUGAAGACAGGGACUAUAUAUACACACUGGGAAACGAGCAACAGGUGAGGCAGGCGAGACACAGGUGAAACUCGUUAGUGAUUAACGAAGGCGGGAAAACUAGGGAACUAUAAACACAGGGAAUCAACUACUACAAAAUAAAACAGGAAAUAAACACUGAAAACUGAUGUAAAGAAUAAAACACAGAGAACAGGAGGGAAACAGGGUCAAAGAUAAACUGAAAACUCACAAGAAACACAAAAUACACUCAAAUAAAACCAGUAGAAACUAAAUAAACAGAACUUUCCUGACAGUCAGGCUAAUUUAUUGGACUGUCAGGAAAAAUGAGUUUCGCAGUCGAGAAACUUAUAACUGAAGUGUCAUUGGGACUGUUAUCGAGGUUUGGUCCUGAUACAUAAGAGAUGACAGGAACGUCAUUAUCACUGACUCAGCACUAAAAAAGUUCAUUUCUGUAUCAAAAGUUCACUUUGAAAACACCGUUUCUGUCAAAACACACUUCCCUGAAGUUAAAGAGUGAGUCAAAAAAAAAAACAUCAUUCUGACAGCAAAGGACACACAAUAAUUGACUCGCUGUCCUUCAGACUAAUUUGUAAUUUCACCCAAUCGUGUGCUGUCAGUCACUCUGCAGAAACAGACGUCAAAUAUCCUGAAUGAUGGACACCUUACCGUAACUUUCUAUAUACACUGAUGUAAAGCAGGAACAAGGACACCCAAUGGCACAGACAGAGGGAAACUAUACAGCAAACGUACGAACACUUUAAAAUAUCAAGAGAGUCGAUUAAGGACCGUUUACUACACUGUUUCCCCUUUACUGAAUCAUCACUUUGCAAACACAGCUGUGUCUGAUUUUCCCAGAGUAAUGUGAUAUGUAUGUCAGUAGUGUGUGUAAAGAGAGAGUCAUGCUACCAAAUAUCAAUUAUUAUAUGCAAAUAUUAUAAAGUCCUGCAUGUAUUUUCAUGCAUUUACAGAUUAUCCCUCCCUACUUAUCGUGAGCUCCUGUCGUUGACACUGCUGCCAUGGCUCCUAUGUGCUUCUUCCAUAGGCCUUUCUGGGAGGCCCGUGGGGAUUUAACUCAAAUUAAUUGCCAGUGUCUUUCAUUGUGUUGCCGUAAUGAGAGACCAGAAUGCUUAUCAGCGAAGCUCGAGGGCAGGUUAAUCUGCGCGUGAGGUCUGGAAUUGCUUCUCAGGUGAUAAACUCGAUUUAAUUCGCCCGUGUGACGAGAAGAAGCGGAAUUUUGAGUUGGAUGAAUUCAAGUUGGGGCGGCACAGUGGGGUAGUGGUUAGCACUUUCGCCUCACAGCAAGAAGGUCCUGGGUUUGAAUCAGGGUCAGGGCGUUUUUGUGUGGAGUUUGCAUGUUCUCCCUGUGUCUGCGUGGGUUUCCUCCGGGUACCCUGGAUUCCUCCGGGUACUCCGGUUUCCUCCGGGUACUCCGCUUUCCUCCCACAUUCCAAAAACAUGCCUGAGUGGGGUUAGGUUAAUUGGCCACUUUCAAAUUGCCCGUAGGUGUGAAUGUGAGCGUGGAUGUGUAUGUCUCUUGCGACUUGUCCAGGGUGUCCUCUGCCUUCGCCUGAAGAUGCUGGGAUAGGCUCCAGCCCCCCUGCGACCCCAGGAAUGGGACUAAGCGGUACAAAAUGGAUGGAUGGAUGAAUUCAAGUUGAUGACAUUUGCCCGUCUUCUCUCUGCAGGUUUGUUUGCUGGAGUGCGAGGGACACGUCGCCUCUUCGUUCACGUGGAAGUUGUGCAGUCAAGCCGUGAAGCUCUCGCGCCAUCCCACGAAUUCUGAGGGGGACGCCGUUUUCAAGAGAACAGGAGGGGAACUGGAGCUGACCUCUGUUGACCUGAACUCAGACAGCGAGCUGCUGCAGUCUGCAGUCGCAGAGCGCUUCCAGGAGGGGGCUCAGGAUGAGGAGACACCCUUCGAGCAGCGCAGUGUCCAGUAUGACUCAUCACUGCUGGAGUCCUCCGAGGAGGGGGAGGGCUUGCAGGGUUUGGAUCUCACACUGGCCGACGAAGAGAGGAAGCCAAGGGAGGAGAGGCACGCGGGGGGUGACAGCCUCCCAGAAGUGAGCGAGGAUGCCGACCCGGAGGCCGUCACCUUAUCCAAACGCUUUGGUGGCUUUCAGAGGGGCCGCCAUGGAUACAGGAAGCUUAUUGGCUCACCCAUGAGGCCCCUACAAAAGCGCUACGGCGGCUUCAUAGGUGUCCGGAAAUCUGCCCGCAAAUGGAACAAUCAGAAACGGGUGAACCAGCUGCUCAGGCAGUACCUGGGCAUGAGGAGCAGCCGCAGCGGCAGAUUCAACAACCUCCCUGUAACUCGGGUUUGGAGGCAAAACAAACUGUGAUGUGUUCAGAUCUCACCCAUGAUUCUGCCCCCGUUACCUCAACCAGUCAUGUUUUCAACACCUCACUCCAGUUUUCAGUCACCCUUUUUCAUGAGAAGAACAGACUCUGCCAUCUUAUCUCACCUCUCUUUGUGUCUCUAGGUAACAAGGAAUGUUUUUGACCGUAAUGUCCGUAUCGAGCAUAUUUACAUGACAGUCUGUGAAAUAAAAAGAUUUAGAGAAUUGCAAAUGAAUAUUUUCUGUGUUGGUAUAAUAAAAAGGGGCAAAAUGAGAUUGGUAAACUGCUUCAUUGCACGUUUUUCCUGCAGAGGUGACACUCGAGAGCUUGACUUAAUGCAUGUGUGGUGGAUGGGCCUGGAGACGUGGCUUCAGCGGGUUUCAGUGAAUCCUCGGUUUUGUCUUUUUGCACAAGGACCCGCUUUUAAACGAUAAUUAAGUGUAAGUGCACUCAGUGUUUGCUUUGAGUAGGAUGUAAAUAUAGUGAAUAAGUUUGAGGACGAAAGCCAAAACCUAAAUUACUGAAACUUGAAUUCUACCUAAGAGAGUUCCUGGACUUUACAUUUUAAGUAUUUUUAAAGAUAAUAGUCCUUACCUUUUUAUAGAAUAUGAGCGCUUUUAGGUCCAUUUAUUUUCUUUUUUUCAGCUGAAAUCUCCCUCUAUGACUGAGCAGGAGUAGGCUGCUUCUCUUGGCCCCUUGCAGUGGAAGUAUACUGCCCUCUAGUGUUUAAGACGGGCACAUGACAUCCUUGAAUGCUUGGUAUCACUUUUGCCAUGUUAAGUUACUAUUGUCCCACUUUAAUGCGGUCAAAGUACAUUUCAGAAAAAAUGAUCAAACUUAGAAUAGAUGGGCUGAAUUCAUAUUUUAUAAGAAUAUUUAAAAAGUAAAAAAAAAAGUGAUAUUUAAAUACUCGACUCCACAGGUUAGGGAGGAGUUUACGCACCUUAGAGAAGUGUCAUUGAACUGAAAAAGAGUCAAGUUAAAGGAGGUCCAAUCAGCACCGGUCCCAAACAGGUCCAUUUUAUAUAUAAAUAUAAAUAUAUACGAGUUUAGAGCAGAGGUAUUUAAACUGUGAAUGUCAUCUGUGGUCAGUAUAACACAGACGGAGAUGUUUCUGUUUUAAAUACAUUUGUGAUCUGUUCAUGGAGGAGAGUUAGUAACACACUUUAUAUUAGAGUCUCUGUAACAAGCAUUAAUUAACAGUUAUAACAAGGUAAUAAACGUUAAUAUGUGCUUAUAUGUGUAAACAAAGCAUAAUUGAUACAUUUAUUAUUGCUUAUAAGACACUUAGAGGCUCUUAUUACAAACUUGUUAUGAAUCUGUCAUAUAGUAUUCUUAUAUGAAGGUGAAGAACUUUAUUUAUAAUGAUUAUUGAUAACAUCAAUUACAUAUUACGUAAUUAAUAUGUAAUUGUUAUUUCAUGUUAUUAGACCAUCUGAAAGGUUCAGAUUAAUGUAGCUGCUGGUCUUAAUAAGACACUAUUCCCACUUCAGGAUCAAACGCUGCAAAUUAACACUGUUACCUGUUAAUAAAUGUGUAAUAAAGGAUUAUUUUUAGCCUCCAAAAGCAUUAAUCUGAUUCUUUUAUAGUCUUAUUCAUGUAAAAUAACAUUAAAAUUAAUUUUGAUACGGUUUUAUUAAAGUUAAAAAGCAUCUUAAUGAAAUAUAAAAGCUGUCCAUGAACUUUUAUUGGCGUUAUAUUCACUAUAAAUGUGUCACAGUAAUAAUAAAUAUGUUAUCAUCUUUAAAUAGGUCUUAUGAGUAUCCUGUUUAUGUUUAUGAAAGGUAUGCAACAUGUGAAUUUUCUUAUAAGAGCCUGAAAUGGUCGUAUAAGCAAUAAUAAAUGUCUUUUAUUAACACAUAUUAAUGUUUAAACACCUCUUAUGAGUGUUUUAUUAACUAUUAUCUAAUGCCAGGGUCUUAUAUAAAGUGUGUUUCAGUAAAAUCUCUGCAUCUCUUCCUUCAGAUCCGUUUUAAAUGUUUCCUGUUUGGUUUGACGGUGUAAAAAUGUCUGAUUAGACGUUUGAGGGGGUGAGUGCAGAGAGCGAGUGUGCACGUGCAUGAGUGUGUGCUUCAAAAAUGGACUUCUGUGAAUACGUGUACAUUUCAGAUCUCAUUAUUAUUCUGCUGUUGUCUUCAUAAAAGUGUGUAUAGAGAAAAAAGUACAAUAAAAUAGUUUGCUAUUUC
Molecule: messenger RNA, 20828 nt
Organism: Xyrichtys novacula (pearly razorfish)
Lineage: Eukaryota; Metazoa; Chordata; Actinopteri; Labriformes; Labridae
Source: the annotation of a GenBank genome assembly